UUAGUUCACAUAAAAUUAUGUUUAUCCGAUCUUCCAAAAAGAAAAAAAAACUUUUUUCGUUUGUUCAAUUUUUCGAAUUUUGGCGGUUUUCGCCUCGUGGCCUCGUCCAUCGGCGGGAGGUUCGCCAUCCUCGGUCGUGUUAUCGAGGCUUGGGAGCCGUGUCGCCGUGCGAGGUCUGCGUCUUUGUUGUUUCUCGGCCCCCCUGGGACACGGUGACGGACCGACGACCCAUUCACGUGAAAAGCCGAGUUUCGACCCCAUAUUUCCGGCCAAGGAUAGACGACGGAACGGACGGCCGAGACCGGACCCCGCUCAUGUUUUCACUGGCCACUUAGUUUUUCAGUUGUUAUGGAGAGUUGGGAGAGAAGUAAAAACGCAUGGGAAGGGGAGGACGAGGAGAAAUCCGUUAAGGACAGCUGGGACCAGGACUCAGACGAAGAAGGCGAGAAGGAGAAGGAGAAAAAACAGCCUCAGCAGCCUUCGCAGGGCUCCAAGAAAUCUCUAAAGAAAAUAUGCAAGCGUUUUGAGGAGAAAGAGAGGCUGAAGGAGGAGGAGGCGAAGGCGAGACGAGAACGACUGAAAGCAGAGCUCGCUGCAGCGCCGGCUAACUCGACAGCAGAAAAGCUUCGCAGGCGGCGUCUCCAAGAAGCCGCUGACCUCGCCAUCGCUAAGGAGGUAUACGGCAUACCGGACCAGACCCCGAAACCGGCCGCCGUCCGGCCUUCGUCCUAAUUCUUUCUUCGACAAAGAAACGAGUAAAACCAAAAAUAAAUAACGACCCAUCUGUUCGUUCGCUCUAAAACUAAAAAC
This is a messenger RNA of Cimex lectularius (bed bug), 810 nucleotides long. RefSeq names its product eukaryotic translation initiation factor 3 subunit J-A-like. The record is from RefSeq and is a predicted model, not a curated record. Gene Ontology annotation, cellular component: eukaryotic translation initiation factor 3 complex; cytoplasm. The transcript has 3 exons. Gene Ontology annotation, molecular function: translation initiation factor activity. The coding region runs from base 349 to 732 and encodes 127 amino acids. Lineage: Eukaryota; Metazoa; Arthropoda; Insecta; Hemiptera; Cimicidae.